Rhopalosiphum maidis (corn leaf aphid) is the source of this 3333-nucleotide messenger RNA. It is a transcript of the gene hppy, whose product is annotated as mitogen-activated protein kinase kinase kinase kinase 5. Lineage: Eukaryota; Metazoa; Arthropoda; Insecta; Hemiptera; Aphididae. The transcript has 21 exons. Gene Ontology annotation, molecular function: MAP kinase kinase kinase kinase activity; ATP binding. Gene Ontology annotation, biological process: protein phosphorylation. Bases 685 to 3189 code for a protein of 834 amino acids. The record is from RefSeq and is a predicted model, not a curated record.
AUCGACGAUCAUCACGUACAUUAUAAUAUUUUGUAAUAUUUUAUAUCGGUGCACAACAAUAUGCACACUCCGUGAUACGUCCUCUGUCCUCUACUAUUGAGAUUUAAACGCGACGGUGUUUGCCUCCAAGUACCGUCGAAAACCACUCCUCCAUUGAUCCAGCGUACGUGAUAAACGCUGAUAACAUUACCUAAUCUCAAAACGUGUAAACACACACAUACCUACGUUAUUAUUAUUAUUAUUAUUAUUAAUAUUAAUAUUAUUACAUUACAAAUUACGAUAUCGACACGGGCCUCUCUCGUUCCGAAUCAAAACUUUUAAAACGACUCGAUCGCCGUCGAAUACCGCGCGCGCGUACGCCCCGUACGUCGCGAGGCAACACGUCCCGUCGUACGGAUCAAUCGUCCCCGCGCCGCGGACGAGCGACACACACUCGGUUGGGCGCGCGAACCAUAUCAAUCCGUUCUCCGGUUGCGGGCGCCGCAGCUGCUGCCCAGCUGUACACGCCAAUAAUCUUUACCGCCGACGAGACUGACGUUUUCGUGGUAAGAAGGCAUUGAGUAGCACGAGAGUAAUUUUAAAUAUUUCACAUCGGCCCCUCGUCCCCGUCGAUAUCGCGUCAUAUUGUCACGCACCCGGUUUGCCGUCACAACAAGUAACAGUCUUCAGUACCCGCUGAACACUAUGAGCUCAGACAUAAGUACUAGAAAUCCUCAGGAAGAAUACGAGCUGAUUCAGAGGAUCGGUAGUGGCACAUACGGCGAUGUUUAUAAAGCAAAGCGAAUUUCAACAUCAGACUUAGUGGCUAUCAAAGUUAUCAAAUUAGAAGUCGGUGAUGAUUUUUCAAUAAUACAGCAAGAGAUAUUAAUGAUGCAAGAUUGUCAACAUUCCAAUAUUAUAGAAUAUUACGGUAGCUAUUUACGUAGAGACAAACUAUGGAUAUGUAUGGAGUAUUGUUCUGGAAGAUCAUUGCAAGAUAUUUAUAACAUAACUGGACCACUUACAGAACUACAAAUAGCAUAUAUGUGUAGAGAAACACUUAAAGGACUUUCAUAUUUACAUACAGUGGGUAAAAUGCACAGAGAUAUUAAGGGAGCUAAUAUAUUGUUAACUGAAUAUGGUGAUGUAAAGCUAGCAGAUUUUGGGGUUUCUGCUCAAAUUACUGCUACAAUAAACAAACGAAAAUCAUUUAUUGGUACUCCGUAUUGGAUGGCACCUGAGGUAGCAGCUGUAGAACGCAAAGGUGGCUACAACCAAUUAUGUGAUAUCUGGGCAGUUGGGAUUACUGCUAUAGAGUUAGCUGAACUACAACCACCAAUGUUUGACCUUCAUCCUAUGAGAGCUUUAUUUUUAAUGUCUAAAAGUGGUUUUAAACCUCCAACAUUAAAGGACAGAGAUAAAUGGAGUCCAACAUUUCAUAAUUUUAUAAAAAUAUCACUGACUAAAAAUCCAAAAAAAAGACCAACAGCAGACAAGUUAUUAAUGCAUUCAUUUUUUUGUCAAGAUAUGAGUAAACGACUUGCUAUUGAUCUUUUACAAAAAGCAAGUAACCCUACUACUCAAUCAUUUGCAGAAAUUGAACCUGAUGAUGAUAUAAUUUCUGAUGUUCCUCGGCGUAUUGCAUCUAGAGCAACUGUUGAUCAUAGAGAGUUAUUUAAUUUCUACAGGAGUCUUCUGCAAAACAUAGAUGAAGAACUUAAACUGAGGGGAGAUUAUAGUCGUGUAUUUAAUGAAGAUAGGAAUGGAAGUUAUGAAGAUGUAUCUACUUUACCACUGACUGACAAAUGCUCCAUGCCACAUUCAUCUAGUCAAAAAUGUAAUUUUCCUAAUAAAGGCUGUGUGUACCAAAAUUUAAGAGAUAGUUCUUCGUCCUCAAGACAACAUAGCUCACUUGAUGAAAUUAUUGCAUUAACUACAUCUGAUGUUAGUGUAAAUGGACGUCAACGUUCAUUUAGCGAUAGUGGAGGAGAAGGUCCUGAACCAGAUUUAUUAGCUGAUACACCUCCAGUACCACCACGUCGAAGAGACCGUAAACAACGAAAUUCUCCUCCUAAACCAAUUAGUAACGGCCUACCACCCACGCCUAAAGUGCACAUGGGUGCUUGUUUUUCCAAGGUAUUUAAUGGAUGCCCUUUAACAAUAUAUUGUACGGCUAGUUGGAUCCAUCCUGAAACUAGAGAUCAACAUGUAUUUAUUGGAGCUGAAGAAGGAAUCUACAAUCUUAAUCUAAAUGAAUUACAUGAAACUGCUAUUGAUCAGUUAUAUAAUAGACGUACAAUUUGGUUGUAUGUUAUAAAGGAUAUUCUAAUGUCCUUAUCAGGAAAAACCACCCAGUUGUUUAGGCAUGAUCUCUUAGCUCUUCAUGGUAAACAAAGUCAUAGGUUUUCACAGCAUAUGACUAGAAUUCCUGAACGAUUAAUGCCUAGAAGAUUUGCACUUACCACCAAAGUGCCUGAUACCAAAGGUUGUAUAAAAUGUUGUGUUGGACGUAAUCCAUACAAUGGUUAUAAAUAUUUAUGUGGCGCCAUGUCCAGUGGGAUUUUUUUAAUGCAGUGGUAUGAUCCACUUAAUAAGUUCAUGUUGUUAAAGCAUUUUGAAUGUAAUUUACCGAUACCUUUAAACAUUUUUGAAAUGGUCAUAACUCCUGAAUUAGAAUAUCCACUUGUUUGUGUUGGCGUGAAAAAACCAAUUGGACCUAUUAGAAAGUCUAUGAAUUUGAAAUUGGAAUUGAUCAAUGUCAAUACCGGUGCAUGUUGGUUUUGUUCUGGUGAAACAGAUGAUUCUGAUAAUACUGGCACUGUUAUUCAGAGAAGAGAUAUCAUGGAUGUUGUUUGUGUUUGCCAGUUGGAUACAGAUUCAUUUUUAAUAUGUUACAAGAAUGUUGUAAAAAUAAUUAAUUUACAUGGGAACCUGAAACAAGAUAAAAAUCAAAUAAAUCAGCUUUAUUUUGACUUUACUGUAGAGUCAAUAGUUCGAUUGUCUGACAGCAUUUUAGCAUUCCAUAAGAAUGGAGUUCAAGGUCGUAGUCUUUUAAAUGGUGAAGUCACCCAAGAAAUUGUUGACAAAAGUAGAACCUAUCGUCUUUUGGGCUCUGACAAAAUUCUAAUAUUGGAUUCACACAUGGUCUCCAAAAAAGCCGAUGAUGGUGCAGACUUGUACAUCCUUGCUGGCCACGAAGCCAGUUAUUAAAAUAUGUUAGACAUUAUGAAUAUUAUAAUUUUUUUUUAAUAAUUGUAAUUAUACGGUAUUAUACGUCCACUUUACACGAAGAGACUUUACAAGUUAAUUCCUGUUAUGAUACAUUGUCAAAUAUAUUCCACUAUUAUAUUAUUA